GUCCCCCCGCAGGCUCGCUCGGAUCUGCAGGAUGUCCCCGUUCUUGGACAGCAUCGCCACCAUCGUCGGCGUCUUCCAGCAGCACGCCCGGGGAGAUGGGGACGGCUCCGGGCUCAGCCGCAGGAGGAUGAGGGAGCUCAUCCAGAGGGAAUUCGCAGAUUCCCUGGUGAAGCCACACGACCCUCAGACCAUCGAGAAGAUCCUGCAGUUCCUGGAGUGGGACGGGGACGGGGACAUCGAUUUUAACGAGUUCCUCCUCCUGGUGUUCCGGGUGGCCAAGUGCUGCUUCUGGUUCCAGCCGAGGGCCCCGUUCCUGGUGCAGAGGACAAAGAUCCCGACCGGCGGAAAAUCCCUGCGGGAGCCGGAAUUCAGGAGCAGAGGGAGCCGCCGGCAGCUCCAGGAGGAGGAGGAGGAGGAACGACAAACCUGGGAGAGGAAUGGUGAAGCUGAGCUGCAAGGAAACCUCAGGGUCAGGGAGGUGGAAAUCUCGGAGGAAACGAGGAGGGAUCAGCAGGAACAUCGCACGCGGAGCAGGACGGAUGUGGAACCACGCGGGGAGCUGAUCCUUCGGGAACACCGGGAACGGAGCCAGGAGCCGUGCGAGCAGCGGGAGAGCCGGAGAAGGCGGCAGCCCCCGGAGCCAGACAGACGGGAGGGAGAGAGGAGAGACCGGGAGGGGCUCCGGGAGGAAGAACUGGCAGACGUGAGGACAGGCAGGCAACGCCGAGAACCCCAACCACGGCCGGACCGGUGGAGCCGCCAGGAGCCAGGGCGUGAUGAAAGAACCCAGUGGCCACGAGGAGCAGAUGGAGAAGGUGACAAUCGGCCACGGGAACCCGAAUUGCUCCGGGAAGAGAGGAGCCGCCACCGCCGGCAUGAGCUGGAACAAAGAGAGCUGGAAGGGAGAAGCUGCCGGGCGGCUGAGCUGGAAUGUCCGGAGUUCAGGCGGCCACAUCAGUCGUACCUGGAGGAACCGUUAGAGAUCGACCUCGGGGAAUGUGGGAGAGCAGAGCCAGAGGAACGCGGCGACAGACGGAGAACAAGGCGGGAACGGGAGCUGGAAUCUGCGGAAAGGGAAAGGGAGAUCCGGGAGGAGCAGGAGAGGGAGGAAAGAGAUGAUCCCAGAAGAAAAGGGAGAAUGAGAGAGAGGAGGGUGAAUCAAGAACGGGAGGUGGAGGUCUCUGAGCGCCGGGCAAGGGAAAGGGAGGAAGAAGUGGCCGCAAUCAGACAGAGAGAGACACGGGAGAGACGAGAGCGAGAAAUUCGUGAGGCUGAAAUAGAUGCAAGGAGAGAACAAGAAGUGCAAGACAGGAGAAGAGAGAUCUCAGUGGAGGCAGCUGAAGCCGAUGUCAAAGUGCGCCGUGAGAUCCGGGAACGAGGUGAGGAGCUGAGAAGGAGAGAACGUCCCUGUGAGCUUGAAGAAGACAGAAGAAUUUGCCCAAGAAGAGACAGGGAAGAGCCCCGGAGGGAGAGGAGAAUCGACCGUGAACGGGAGCUGGAGCUGGAGGUGUCCGAGCGCCGGGCACGGGAAAGGGAGGAGAGACAAGAGCGAGAAAUUCGUGAGAUUGAAGAUGAUGGAAGGAGACAAAGAGAAACUCUGAGGUACGAAAGGGACAGAGAGAUCUCAGUGGAAGCAGCUGAAGCCGAUGUCAAAGUGCGCCGUGAGAUCCGGGAACCACGAGAGGAGCUGAGAAGGAGAGAACGUCCCAGUGAGCGUGAGGAGGAAGAGAGGAGAAUCUCCCGGGUCAGAGAGAGGGAAGAGGCCCUGAGAGAGAGGAGAAUCGAUCGUCAACGGGAGCUGGAGGUGGAGGUGUCUGAGCGCCGGGCAAGGGAAAGGGAGGAAGAAGUGGCCGCAAUCAGACAGAGAGAGACACGGGAGAGACGAGAGCGAGACAUUCAAAAUUGUGGGGAAAUCCUGGGAACAUCUCUGGGGAAAUUAUGGGGAAAAUCAUGGGAAAAAUCCCCAUGUUUCCAGAACAUUCCCUGUUUCCCAGGUGUUCAGCCCCUCCUUUCCCAGCCCCAUUCCCGUGUUUCCAGAACAUUCCCAGCUGUUCAGCCCCUGGUUUCCCGUGUUUCCAGAACAUUCCCUGUUUCCCAGGUGGACAGCCACUCGUUUUUCUGGAACGUGGCCCCGGGGGCCGAGGCCGCCGUCGGUUCCUUCGUGGCGCUGCUGGCGGCUGCCCAGGCCCUGCAGGCGGCCCCGGGCUCCCAGAGCCUGCCCAGGAACGUCCUCUUCGUCUUCUUCCAGGGGGAGACCUUCGAUUACAUCGGCAGCUCCCGCCUGGUGUUUGACAUGGAGCAGGAGAAAUUCCCGGUGCGCCUGGAGAACAUCGGAGCCUUCCUGGAGCUGGGACAGGUGUCCCUGCGGAACAGCUCCGUGCUCUGGAUGCACACGGAUCCCGUCUCCCGCCGGAACGAAUCCGUGGAAUCCCAGGUGCAGGAGAUCCUGGAUGUGCUCCGGAGGAGCGGCUCCGGCUCCGGGGUUUCCCUGGAGGAUCCGGGCGUGUCCCAGCCCCUCCCCCCCUCGUCAUUCCAGAGGUUCCUGAGAUCCCGGAGCAUCCCGGGCGUGGUGCUGAGCGACCACCGGGCCGCCUUCCGCAACAGGUACUUCCAGAGCAUCUACGACACGGCCGAGAGCAUCGGGAUCCGUUACCCCGAGGGGCUGAGCCCCGAGCAGCAGCUGCACUUCGUCACCGGCACCGCCCAGGCCCUGGCCGAGGUGGCCACGCUGGUGGCCCGGGCUCUGUUCACCCUGGCCGGGGGAAAAUCCGGCAGCGAGAGCAUCCGGGCGGAUCCCGGAACGGUGACGCGGCUGCUCUACGGAUUCCUGCUCAACUCCAACAAUUCCUGGUUCCAGUCCCUGAUCAAACCCGACCAGAAGGGAAUCCUGGGCCCGUUCCCGCAGCACUACGUGGCCGUCUCCAGCCCCACCAACACCACGCAGCUGCUGCAGGCGGUGCUGGGCAACCUGACCGGGGCCAGCGUCAACCUCAGCCGGGAGCAGUGCCAGAGCCCCGGGAAAACACCCGGAACGCAGCCCGAGCUGUUCGAGUACUGGUGGGUGCAGGGCCCCCUGCAGGGCAAUUCCAGCUCCCGCCUGCCCGGCUGUGUCCGCUCCGGUGUCCGUCUGUCCCCCGCGCUGUCCCCGGCCUUCGAGCUGCGCCGCUGGGACUCCCGGGAAUUCUCCACCUGGACCGAGAGCCGCUGGAAGGACAUCCGGGCACGGCUCUUCCUGGUGGCCAGCCCGGAGCUGGAGCUGCUGACCCUGGCCCUGGGGGUGCUGGUGCUGCUCCUGUCCCUGCUCUGCACCUUCCUCAUCAACUCCAGGGCCGCGCUGCUCUUCGGCCUCCCGGCCCCGCCCGGCCCCUCCGGCUACUGAGAACCCGGGAAAAACCUGGGAAAUCCGGGAAAAACUGGGAAAAACCCGGGAAAAAAAACCUGGGAAAAACCCUGGGAAACCCGGGAAAAAACCCUGGGAAAAACCCGGGAAAAAACCCUGGGAAAUCUGAGAAAAACCCCUGGGAAACCCGGGACAAACCCUGGGAAACCCGGGAAAAAACCCUGGGAAAAACCCGGGAAAAAUCCUUGGAAAACCCCCUGGGAAACCUGGGAAAAACCCCUGGGAAACCCGGGACAAACCCCUGGGAAACCCGGGAAAAAUCCUUGGAAAACCCCCUGGGAAACCUGGGAAAAACCCCUGGGAAACCCGGGAAAAAUCCUUGGAAAACCCCCUGGGAAACCUGGGAAAAACCCCUGGGAAACCCGGGAAAAAUCCUUGGAAAACCCCCUGGGAAACCUGGGAAAAACCCCUGGGAAACCCGGGACAAACCCCUGGGAAACCUGGAAAACCCUGGGAAACCCGGGAAAAAAACCCUGGGAAAUCCAGGGAAACCUCCUGGAAGGGGCCUGGAAAAGCCUCGGCAGGGAAUUCCCCCGGAGCUGGGAAUGCCAGAGGCGUUCCCGGGAAAUCCGGAAUUCCAGGUGGGAUCCGUGCCCUUGGGGGCAAAUUCCCAGAAUUCCGGGUAAGAUCCGCUGCCCUGGGGGGGAAAUUCCCAAAAUUCCCGGUUGGAUCUGAUGCCCUGAGUGAAGAAUUCCCAAAAUUCUCGGUUGGAUUCGAUGCCCCAAGUGAAAAAUUCCCAAAAUUCCUGCUUGCCUGAGUGGCAAAUUCCUGGGAUUUCUGGAUGGAUCCGGUGCCCUGAGUGGGGAAUUCCCAGAAUAUUCCCAGAAUUCCCAGUUGGACCCAUCCUGUUUCCCAGGGUGGAGCUUUUCCCAAAAUCCGGAUAAAGGAAGGAUAAAGGGGGGGAUUUCUGGGAAUUGUGAGGAAUUCCAAUGGGAAUUCCCCAUGGAAAAGGUCCCUUUUUUCCCUGGGAUUUGUAAAUAUUAUAAAUAAACCCUUGGAAUUCCCAAGGAAACUUUA
Serinus canaria (Common canary) is the source of this 4417-nucleotide messenger RNA. RefSeq names its product nicastrin (gene NCSTN). Lineage: Eukaryota; Metazoa; Chordata; Aves; Passeriformes; Fringillidae. The record is from RefSeq and is a predicted model, not a curated record. Gene Ontology annotation, biological process: protein processing; Notch receptor processing. The transcript is spliced from 14 exons. The coding region runs from base 32 to 3379 and encodes 1115 amino acids. Gene Ontology annotation, molecular function: transition metal ion binding; calcium ion binding. Gene Ontology annotation, cellular component: membrane.